Molecule: messenger RNA, 1556 nt
Organism: Lates calcarifer (barramundi perch)
Lineage: Eukaryota; Metazoa; Chordata; Actinopteri; Centropomidae
Gene: tmem38a
Product: transmembrane protein 38A
Exons: 6
Coding region: 150-1025 (291 amino acids)
Biological process (GO): potassium ion transmembrane transport
Cellular component (GO): membrane
Molecular function (GO): identical protein binding; potassium channel activity
Source: RefSeq, a predicted model, not a curated record
UCACUGUCGAGACCGGGGGGCUUGGUGGAGCGUCGGUGGACCGGGUUGGGGGGGCUUCCGAUCCAGACUGCGCAGUUGGAAUAAUAAUAAUAAUAAUAAAAUAAGAAUAAAAAAAGAAACAGGGAUUCGCUGGUUGUCAGACUCGCAACAUGGAUAUUAUGUCUGUUCUUAAUUUGGGCGAUUUGGCCCAAGCUUUCUCCAAAAUGGGAAUGUUUCCUGUGUUUGAUCUCGCUUAUUACAUCGUAUCCAUCCUCUACCUCAAGUACGAACCAGGCUCAGUGGAGGUUUCUCGCAGGAGCCCCGUGGCCUCCUGGCUCUGCGCUAUGCUCUACUGCUUCGGUAGUUACAUCCUGGCAGACAUCAUGCUCGGAAGCAGCCCCAUCGACUAUUUCCAACACAACAGCCACAUCCUGCUGGCCUCAGCUGUCUGGUACCUCAUCUUUUACUGCCCACUGAACCUCUUCUAUAAAUGUGUGGCUUUCCUGCCCGUCAAGCUGGUGUUGGUCGCCCUGAAGGAGGUGGUCCGCACCCGUAAGAUCGCCGCCGGCGUUCACCACGCCCACCACGCCUACCACCACGGCUUCUUCAUCAUGGUCAUCGUCGGAUACGUCAAAGGGUCUGGAGUGGCUCUCAUUUCCAAUUUUGAGCAGCUGCUGCGAGGUGUGUGGAGGCCCGAGACCAACGAGAUCCUCAACAUGUCAUUCCCCACCAAAGCCAGUCUGUACGGAGCUAUUCUCUUCACCAUGCAGGAGGCUCACUGGCUGCCGGUGUCCAAGAGCACCCUCAUCCUCGCCUUCACCCUCUUCAUGGCCACAAGCAAGGUGUGGAUGACCGCCCGACACUCUCACGGCUCCCCCUUCGCCCUCAUCGAGUCCUGGGUUUGCCAUCUGUUGUUCGGCUCCCCUCUGGGUGGUUCUGAGGAGGACCACCACCACGCUCCCGCUGCUGCUCCAUCUUCACCCCUGAAAACCAAGGAGGAGCUGAGCGAAGGCUCUCGCAAGAGGAAGGCUAAGAAAGCCGAGUAGGACGUCACGCUGCACGGAUAAAAUUGCAUCUGACUCGCCCUCAUGGCCUCCACAUGAUGGGACUUCCCAUUCCUUUCUAGGGAAAGGGGCAGUUUGAUGUUUUGCCAAAUGAGACCCUUUCUGUUAGAGCAAAAUGGUGCUUUCUGCAUUUUACAUCGCAUGAGGAACUCUGUAAAUACCACAGCAAAUGUUUCACACUUCAACCCUCCAACUUGGACAUUUUAAACCUAUUUAUUUAUGUGUUUGUGAACAUCUGUGCUCAACACUGCGUGGCGAUCCACAUCUGUAGGGGCUGCGUGGUCGUUUUUAGGAUGGCCUUUAGUUCCCUCAGUAAGUUGUGUCAUCAGGCGUCUGUGGUUUUCUUUUAGACCACCAAACCCUCUUUUGUUAAAGAAAUAGAAAAUACAAAUUCAUCUGACUCUUAAUCAGAAAUUCAAAUGUGAAUAAAGCAUUAUGUGAAAGAACAUUGCUGCUUUUUACAUUGAGACAAAGACUAAUUCAUGUCUUUGAAUAAAAUGAGGAGAAACAUUG